Messenger RNA from Ramularia collo-cygni, 891 nucleotides. RefSeq lists its product as uncharacterized. The transcript has a single exon. Lineage: Eukaryota; Fungi; Ascomycota; Dothideomycetes; Mycosphaerellales; Mycosphaerellaceae. The record is from RefSeq and is a predicted model, not a curated record. The coding region runs from base 1 to 891 and encodes 296 amino acids.
AUGGUCGUCCUAGCCAACAUCAUCGUCCCUCUCUACAUCUACCCUCUCCAAAACCAAAACAAAUGGAAACCACUCACAGACGCCGCAAUCGCCCAUCCAAACAUCACCUUCACAGCAGUCAUCAACCCCAAUUCCGGCCCAGAUCCUCAAGAAGACGGAUGUCCCAAUACAGAAUACAUCAACGCCAUCCACGAACUCAACACAACCCCCAACAACAACAUCCUCACCAUGGCCUACAUCCACACAGCAAACCGUUUCAACUGCGGCCCUUACAAUUCCUACAUCUGUCCCGCUUCCCGUCCAAUCGAGGAACUCUACAAUGAAAUCUCCAUCUAUAAAAGCUGGUCCACAUUGAAUUGCGCCAAACCCUCACAAACUCCCUCAAACCCAGAUAUCCACAUGACAUCCCUCUUCAUAGACGAAUCCCCCAAUCYCGACCAGGGGGCCAAUCUCACAUACAUGACCUCCCUAACCUCUUAUGCCAAAUCCCCCACCACAGGUUUCGUAGACAGCGCCUCCGGAGGCAAAGUCCUCUUCAACGCCGGCGGAGCCACAGAUCUCUCUUACUUUGACGUGGCGGACGUGAUUGUGAUUUUGGAAAAUAAUCAAACUGUCUAUGAGAGUUAUGAGGAUAUUGGAAUUUUGAAUGGUGGGGGGAGGUUUUCGGGGAAGAGUAGUGUUAUUAUGUAUGCGCAUGAGGGGAGUAAGGAGGUGGUUAGGAGGGAUGUUGAUACGAUUUUGAAUAAAGGGAGGGAUGGGUUUGAGAGUUUGUUUUUGACGGAUUCUGGGGGGGAUGGAUUGCAGUAUACGAGGUUUCCUAGUGAGGGGUUUUGGGAGGUGUUUUUGGGGGAGGUGGAGAGGGUUGCUGAGGUGAAUCGGGGGUUUGUUUGA